AUGAGUUCUAUAACGCGCAUGUCCCCGCUGGACUUGCUGUCUAUGAACCGGACAAAUCUAGAUCCAUUAACAGAGAACUAUGAUUUGGGGUUCUACCUGAACUACCUCACCCGAUGGCCAUCGCUCUUCAGCGUGAUUAAGGAUCGCGAAGCUGGCGUGGUGGGAUACAUUAUGGGAAAGCUUGAGGAACAACACCCCUCAAUGCGCGCCUCCGAGCACUACACCCCAUGGCACGGACACAUCACAGUCUUGACCGUCGCACCUGACUGGCGCCGAUUGGGUUUCGCCAGCCGUUUGACAGAGCAGCUGGAGCAUGGUUCCGAUAUCAACGACUCCUGGUUUGUUGAUCUGUAUGUUCGGGCGGGUAACAAAGUUGCGAUAGAUAUGUACAAAGGAAUGGGAUAUUCCGUAUUCCGGCGAGUGGUCAAUUAUUACAGCGAUGAUCCAACGGGGAUGUCCGAAUCGGGAGAAGACGCAUUCGACAUGCGGAAACCUUGCAGUCGAGAUAAGAAGUUGGAGCAUGUGCGGGACAAGGGUGAAGACUUUUUAGUGAGCCCUGAGGAUGUCUCGUAG
Messenger RNA from Penicillium waksmanii, 573 nucleotides. Its product is annotated as peptide alpha-N-acetyltransferase complex B subunit NAT3. NCBI's taxonomy places the organism in Eukaryota, Fungi, Ascomycota, Eurotiomycetes, Eurotiales, Aspergillaceae. The coding region runs from base 1 to 573 and encodes 190 amino acids. The record is from RefSeq and is a predicted model, not a curated record. The transcript has 3 exons. Gene Ontology annotation, molecular function: protein-N-terminal amino-acid acetyltransferase activity. Gene Ontology annotation, biological process: N-terminal peptidyl-methionine acetylation. Gene Ontology annotation, cellular component: NatB complex.